This is a messenger RNA of Fonsecaea nubica, 483 nucleotides long. RefSeq lists its product as hypothetical. The transcript is spliced from 2 exons. Lineage: Eukaryota; Fungi; Ascomycota; Eurotiomycetes; Chaetothyriales; Herpotrichiellaceae. Gene Ontology annotation, molecular function: DNA binding. The record is from RefSeq and is a predicted model, not a curated record. Gene Ontology annotation, cellular component: nucleus. Bases 1 to 483 code for a protein of 160 amino acids.
AUGGCUGACAAUGAUUGGGAUACCGUCACUCGUAUCGGUAGCAAAGCCAGAGGCCCUGGCAGUGGAGGCGUCGACCGUGAACGGGUUGUGAGAGGUUCCUCUGCCCUCAACGCAGCCAAACGGUCCGGAGCCGUCGUUGCAACAGAAAAGAAGUAUGGAGGAAUCAACAGCAAAUCGACCGUCGAGGGCCAACACUUGACCAAGGUCGACCGUUCCGACGACAUUAUAAAACCCAAAACCGUCCCGCUCGCAGUAGGACGGGCCAUCAUCAACUGGCGCAACCAGAACAAGGACGCUCAGGGCCGAGGGAUGCCUCAAAAGGACCUUGCCGCCAAGUCAGGAGUCAAAGAGGCGCUGUUGAAAGAUAUUGAGAGCGGCAAGGCGCUCUACGACAAGAAUGCCAUUCAGAAACUAGAACAUUGUAUGAAGAUUCAAUUGACGGGGAAUGACAUUGGGGCACCCAGACCUUCAAAGAAGAAGUAA